Messenger RNA from Microthlaspi erraticum, 2097 nucleotides. NCBI's taxonomy places the organism in Eukaryota, Viridiplantae, Streptophyta, Magnoliopsida, Brassicales, Brassicaceae. The record is from the annotation of a GenBank genome assembly.
AUGAGAUCAGGAGAGAUGAAUAAGGAAGUGAUUAAGAAGGUGAUUACGCUCUUAACGAUGGUGAUUUUGGUGGGGACUACGGUGAUUUGGAUCAUGAUGCCAACUUCUACUUACAAGAAAACCUGGUUAACACCCAUGCGUGCCAAGCUCGGCCAAUCGGUUUAUUUUGGGAAACCAGGAGUGAACCUUUUGGUUUACAUGUUCCCAAUGAUUCUACUGGCUUUCCUGGGUUGUAUUUACCUUCACUUGAAGAAACAAUCGAGUUUUGACCAACUGAACAGUGGAGUGGAGGAGAGGAAGAAGAGAGACAAGUUUGGAGCAUUAAGAAGACCAAUGUUAGUUAAAGGACCAUUAGGAAUAGUGACAGUGACUGAGGUUAUGCUUUUGACGAUGUUCAUGGCUCUUCUUCUUUGGAGCUUAACCAAUUACUUCUACCAUACUUUUGUCACCAUCACUCCUCAAUCACCAGCAAUCAAUGGAGAUAAUUUAUGGGAAGCAAGGCUUGAUUCGAUAGCAGUACGGUUGGGUCUAACCGGGAACAUAUGCUUGGCGUUCUUGUUCUAUCCGGUGGCGCGUUGCUCGUCGUUGCUGGCUGCGAUUGGGCUUACGUCAGAGUCAAGCAUCAAGUACCAUAUAUGGCUCGGUCACUUGGUCAUGGCUUUAUUCACCAGCCACGGUCUUUGUUACGUUAUCUACUGGAUUUCCACUAAUCAAAUUUCUCAGAUGUUGAAGUGGGAUAGGACCGGUAUCUCGAAUUUAGCCGGAGAGAUAUCUCUGGUGGCUGGACUUGUGAUGUGGGCCACCACAUAUCCGGCGAUAAGGAGGAGAUUCUUUGAAGUCUUCUUCUAUACUCAUUAUCUCUACAUGGUCUUUAUGCUUUUCUUUGUCUUCCACGUUGGCAUCUCUUACUCGUUGAUCUCUUUACCCGGUUUCUACAUCUUCCUCGUCGAUCGUUUCUUGAGAUUUCUCCAGUCGCGCAACAAUGUCAAGUUAAUCUCAGCUCGUGUUCUUCCUUGUGACACCGUAGAGCUCAAUUUCUCCAAAAACCCUAUGCUGAUGUAUAGCCCGAAUAGUUUAAUGUUCGUGAGCAUACCGAGCAUUUCAAGGCUUCAAUGGCAUCCAUUUACGAUAACUUCGAGUAGUAAACUCGAACCAGAGAAGCUAAGUGUAAUGAUCAAGGGCCAAGGCAAAUGGUCCAAUACGCUCUACCAGAUGCUUUCUUCUUCUCGUCAGAUAGACCGCCUCGCUGUUUCCAUUGAAGGACCAUACGGCCCUAGUUCCACCGAUUUCUUACGACAUGAAUCUCUGGUAAUGGUGAGUGGAGGCAGUGGGAUUACACCGUUCAUCUCCAUAAUCCGCGACCUAAUCUACACAAGCUCAACGAACACUCGUAAAAUCCCCAAAAUGACCCUAAUUUGCGCGUUCAAGAACUGUUCUGAUCUCUCCAUACUCGACCUAAUCUUACCUAUCACCGGUCUCACCACCGAGAUCUCCUCGUCUUUAGAUAUCCAGAUCAAAGCCUUCGUCACCCGAGAGAAAGAACCAACAUGCAACAGGAACAUCAUCAAACCCCUCUGUUUCAAACCAUCAGUCACAGACCAACCCAUCUCACCAAUCCUCGGAGCCAACUCCUGGCUCUGUCUCGCCACCAUCCUCUCUUCUUCAUUCGUCAUCUUUAUUAUCAUCAUCGGAAUCAUCACAAGAUAUCGCAUUUACCCAAUGGAGCAAAUCUCGAAAAAGUACAACUCGGCUUAUAAAUCCCUCAUUUACCUUCUAUCAAUCUCCGUCAGCGUGGUGGCUACGUCUACGGUCGCUGUGUUUUGCGGCAAACAGAAGCAUUAUAAGAAAAACGACCGAAACGUCGACGUUUUGUCUCUGAUGAUGAACGAGAGCUCGCCACAACAGUUUCUAUCGCAAUCCACUUGCAUUCAUUACGGAGAAAGGCCUAAUCUUAAGAAGCUUCUAGUUGGUCUAAAGGGUUCGAGCGUGGGAGUUCUUGUGUGUGGUCCGAUGAGGAUGAGACGAGAGGUUGCAAAGAUUUGUUCCUUUGGUUCAGCUAAUAAUCUUCAGUAUGAAUCUAUCAGUUUCACAUGGUGA